AUGAUUGAAGAUAAAGCAUUAGAGAUAUUCAACAAAACUGUUAGUUUCAAAGAUGGUCGUUAUAUUAUCGUGUUAGCUGAAAAAGAUCGAGAUGCAGUUAGAUUUUUAUUUGUUAAGAAUAUUGAUACACCUUUGCAGAAUACCGAUCAGCUAGAAGUGUAUAGAUUUAAGCGUGUACUCUUUGGUGUUAAUUCCAGUCCUUUUUUGUUAGCGGCAACUAUAAAGCUGCAUAUCCAAAAGUACAGAAAUGUGUAUCCCUAUACCUUUCAAAUUCUUGAUACAUGUAUGUAUGUUGAUGAUCUUGUUACAGGAGCAGAUGAUGUAUCAGAAGCCUUAAAAACUUCAAGGGAAGCAAAGGAAAUUAUGCGUGGAGCUGGGAUGAAUCUACGCAAAUGGAAAGAAAAGUACCAAACGCUUCAUCCUCCAAACAGCUGGAAAAUAUAUGAUCCUCUUGGACUCAUCACACCAUUCACUGUUAGAAUAAAACUUUUACUACAAAAGCUAUGGUUACGUAAAUUAUCAUGGGAUGAAGAGCUUCCUUCUGAUUUGAACGACGAGUGGUCUCAGUGGUGUAGCGAGCUUUCAGAACUUAGUUACAUUAGUGUUCCAAGAUUUGCUUUGGAUUCAUGUGAUGAAAAUAUAGAGAUCCAUGUUUUUUCUGACGCAAGUCAAAAGUUGUAUGGUGCAGCCGUUUAUGUAAAGGUACAGAAUCAAGAAAAAAUUUCUGUGAAUUUGCUGGCUUCCAAGAGCAGAGUUUCACCUGUCAAAAAAGUUUCCUUGCCUCGACUUGAAUUGCUGCGUGCACUGAUUGGUGCAAGAUUGGGAACGGAAGUUAAAAAAGUUUUAGAUCGUAAAGGUUUAUCUAAUAUCUUUUUUUGGAGUGAUUCUAAAGUUAAACUGUUUAUUUGUAAUUGCAGGAAAGAUGAAUCAAGAAAGGUAGGCCCUCUUCAACUAGAGGAG
This is a messenger RNA of Stegodyphus dumicola, 960 nucleotides long. RefSeq lists its product as uncharacterized. Lineage: Eukaryota; Metazoa; Arthropoda; Arachnida; Araneae; Eresidae. The record is from RefSeq and is a predicted model, not a curated record.